Aspergillus saccharolyticus JOP 1030-1 is the source of this 1128-nucleotide messenger RNA. RefSeq names its product LYR motif-containing protein. The record is from RefSeq and is a predicted model, not a curated record. Bases 15 to 917 code for a protein of 300 amino acids. The transcript is spliced from 3 exons. Lineage: Eukaryota; Fungi; Ascomycota; Eurotiomycetes; Eurotiales; Aspergillaceae.
CAACAUACAGCAAUAUGCACAAGCUGGUUGUGCCUCAUAAAUGUUCAACCCAUCGGUUUACAACGUUGGCGCUCUAUCGAGCCCUUCUCCGACAAUGCGCCAAGUUACCUGAGGAUUUACCGGAGCGCAAUGCACCCAAAGACCACAUACAGCUACGAUUCCACAGAUACAAGAAGCUCCAGAGCCCGUCCCAAGUAGCGCACACACUAAAAGCAGGAUACGAUGCCCUCGACCUGCUCCACGCCAUCUCGCAAGGCAACCACGAGAAGACCGAAUACCUUCGAACCCUCCUCUCAGAAACCACCUUAAACCGCGAGCGCAAGUCCGCCGUCCAGAGAGAAUUGGCCCGGUUAAAGCCGGUCAAGCCCCCGAGCACCCUGGACCUGAGGAAGCAAGCCAAUAAGGAGUUCCAGAGGAAAACCGCCGUGCGCCAUCCGGAUGCCGAGUCCGUCCUGGCGCGUCCUAGACCGGUCGUCAACGGGAUACGCCGCGUUCCCAAGCUCGUGAGUGCGCGUGGAAUUCCGAUGCUGCGGUUCAAGAAGCCUCAGCCCGCAAUCGUAGGGCGCGUUAUCCGGGCCAAACAUCGCAAACGAGACAAGUCGCUCCUCGAGCGAGAUUUUCUCAUGCAGGAGAUACUAUGGGCUAAGGAUGAGGACCAGUGGGACCACUUGACCGGCCAAGCAGAGGCUGGAUGCGUCCCGUGGCGUCACGCGUUCGACCUCUCACUCUCGAAGAAUAAAGAAAGAAUUGCCGAAAUGGACCAGAAGGAUCACGACCUUACUGUGGCCAUGUGGAAUAUCGUUUUGAAGGAGCGGAAAUUAGCCGCCAAAGAGGCUCAAGAACGGGCCGAUAAGGCGUCGGCUUCCCAGGAAGAGAGCUCGGAUGAGAACAAGAACAGAGGAGGGUCGGCAAUAUGAGAUCGGCGAUAUGAAGCACAUGGUCCUCCCCAAGUAACCACGUCGGUUGGAGACCAUAGACUACUAAUGUUUGGAUGUCUGAAGUGGAGGUCAUGAUUGGAGCAGUAAUCCCAACUUGACCCAGCAUGCUUAAGCAAGGCCCUACUGGGCGGUUCUGCAUGCUUUCCAGGCGAAUAAACCCAAUUCUUUCAAGUUUCAUAUAUAUGAUCAG